Molecule: messenger RNA, 255 nt
Organism: Saitoella complicata NRRL Y-17804
Lineage: Eukaryota; Fungi; Ascomycota; Saitoellomycetes; Saitoellales; Saitoellaceae
Exons: 2
Coding region: 1-255 (84 amino acids)
Source: RefSeq, a predicted model, not a curated record
AUGAAGCCAUUAGUAGGCCAAGGACUCGCAACAUUCUGCACCCUCAUCUCCUUCAUCGGAAUCCUCUUCCUCCUAAUCCUCGCCGCCUGUUUCGCCGUCAACCUCGAAUCAAUCAUGGGAUCCACCAACGAUCCCGAAGAUGGGAAAGCUGUUGCGUGGAUGUGUGUUCAGGCCGCCGGGGUGUAUGCGGUGUUUUUGGCAUUUUGUGGAGGGCAGGUGCUGUGGCAUCGGAAGAGGGGGCAGGUUAGGAUUUGA